Linum tenue is the source of this 210-nucleotide messenger RNA. The record is from the annotation of a GenBank genome assembly. NCBI's taxonomy places the organism in Eukaryota, Viridiplantae, Streptophyta, Magnoliopsida, Malpighiales, Linaceae.
UUGCGAACAGUGAUCACGCAGUACCUCCAAAUCCCCGGCGCACUAUUCACGAUUACGCCUCCCUCCCUCUCGGCUUUCCGCCAUUCCUUUUCCUCGUGUGAGAAGCUCGCUCGCGAGUUCGAUUCUUUGCGCGUGAACGGAAACGGCCACGCGUUCGGCCUGCCGUCGGAGGAAAUGCUGUCGGCGGGGGCGAUGGCGGUUGAAUGUUAG